Messenger RNA from Chanos chanos (milkfish), 664 nucleotides. It is a transcript of the gene arpc5a, whose product is annotated as actin related protein 2/3 complex, subunit 5A. Bases 74 to 559 code for a protein of 161 amino acids. Lineage: Eukaryota; Metazoa; Chordata; Actinopteri; Gonorynchiformes; Chanidae. Gene Ontology annotation, biological process: Arp2/3 complex-mediated actin nucleation; regulation of actin filament polymerization. Gene Ontology annotation, cellular component: Arp2/3 protein complex; actin cytoskeleton. The record is from RefSeq and is a predicted model, not a curated record. The transcript is spliced from 4 exons.
CAGAGGCCCGGUGUCAGUUUAGAACUUUGUAAAUCUAGGUCUCUUUGCCCAAAGUCGUUUAAAAUAAUCAACGAUGUCGAAGAACACCGUGUCCGAUCGCUUCAGAAAGGUUGAUGUGGACGAGUACGACGAGAAUAAGUUUGUCGACGAGGAAGAGGGAGGAGAAAACCAAAUCGGUCCGGAUGAGGCUGAGGUCGACUCCCUCAUCAGACAUGAACUAUUCUUUUCCUUAACAGUGAUGUUUACAGGGAAUAUGAUGGGUGCUCUGCAGGCAGUACUGAAAAAUCCACCCAUUAACACAAAGAACCAGAACGUCAAGGACAGAGCUGAGGGCCUGGUUCUAAAAGUUCUCAGCUCCUUUAAGAGCAGUGAUAUAGAGAAGGCUGUGCAGUCCCUGGAUAAGAAUGCAGUGGAUCUCCUCAUGAAGUACAUCUACAAAGGUUUUGAACGGCCAUCAGAAAACAGCAGUGCAGUCCUCCUUCAGUGGCAUGAAAAGGCUCUCGCUGCAGGUGGUGUGGGCUCUAUCGUAAGGGUACUCACUGCUAGAAAAACAGUGUAACUCACACCACCACAGGACCAGUACAGGGAUUGGCUGGCACAAAACCCCCAGAGCCUGGCUCCUGAACCCACUGUGGAAGAUUCUCUCUCUCUCUCUCUCUCUCUC